UCCAGUGCUGCAUACGUCCCCGAAAGAUGCAGGGCUUCUAAAAAUGAUUUUUUUUUUUCGGUCUAGCAUCUAGUUAUUAGGCAGCAAUAGAAACUAAGGGUAUUUUCGCCCUUAGACAAGACAAGUUGGUAUUAAAUAUAGAACAACCCGCACUACUGGAAUAAAAUAGGAAAAGGAACGAAAGAACCGACACCACCGGAGAAGAGAGUGAGACUGUGACCCGAAAUUUAUUUGCAAAAGCUCACCAGACUUCUCAAAAAGGAAUAAUGAGGAACACUUGGAUAUUGCUAACUCUUACAGCACUAUGCUUCCUGGGUGAAAAGAUGGUGGUGACAGGUCAAACUGUCCCACCUGAUAUCCUGUACCUUGAAGACCAUUCAGGUGAUUAUCCUGUUGAUGAUGAUGACUUCAGCUCCGGCUCUGGAUCAGGUUUCAGUGAAAGUGAUGAUGAAGAUAUGCUGACCUCACACAUCGGAUCCACGGAGCACCCCCUGCAGACCAGCAGUGCUACCCUGGAAACACCCUCUCUCCAAGAGGCAGAGACAGUUUUGGAGACCAUACUCGAGAGAGAGCUGGAAACUGAGGUACCUGACUAUCAGACUGAGGAGCCCCAGGUCAGUGUUCUAGCCAUCAGUACCAGCAGUUUCCCUGGUCUGGCAAAGGGAUCUGACAAGCAACCCAAGGUACACACAGAAAACCUCUUCCAGAGAAAAGAGGUGCUGGCAGCUGUUAUAGCAGGUGGUGUGAUCGGCUUCCUAUUUGCUAUCUUCCUCAUCCUCCUUUUGGUGUACCGCAUGAGGAAGAAGGAUGAGGGGAGCUACGAUCUGGGAGAACGCAAACCACCAAGUACAGCCUAUCAGAAGGCUCCCACCAAGGAGUUCUAUGCCUAAAUGACAAAUCACUCUCAAGAUUAACAUUCAUAUGAGAACCAUUUCCUCAGUAUUCUAAAAGAAAAGCUGGAAUCACAAAAGACUGAGGAGGGUUUUAUUUGGAACCUUUACUUAUUUAAUAACAAAGGUAUUUUUGCUUCAUAAAGCCAAUCAGGUCUUGUGUUUUCAUCUUGGAUCACAUUUUGUUUCUUUUGUGGUUUUUGAGAAAGUAAUGUGGGAGAAAGUAAUGUGUAUUAUAAAACAGUGAAUUCUUUCUCAGUAUUUUCACCCAUUGACUACUUUGUAACUGUAAAGGUACAUAUUUGAGGGUUUUGGUUUUUUUGUUGUUUUUUUUUAACAGGAAAGAGGUAGAAAUGUGGAAUAUAAUUGUAUUUCAUUUUUUUAUGUUUUAAUAAUUACCCUGAUCAUACUACAACAGUUUCUCCAUAACCUAUGAUGUCAAUAUUGACCUCAUUUCUAAUUUAGAUGCCAUAAAUGUUUUUAUUUUUAUAAAGGUUUCUCUCUCUUGGGCUUGACAUUUUUUUAGUUUUGUCAACAUAAAUUUGUAUAUUUUUGUCAUGUCAGCUUCAGAGUAUGAGAGGACCAAUCAUCCUGCAAAAUGUCUAAAUGUAUCUUGCCAUAUUUCCUAUAUUUCAUUUUCCAUUGAUUGCUUCAGUCUCAAAACUCCCAGAUGUUCAGAUUUCCUUUUUUAGCCAAGAACAAAUUCUGACAUGCUUCAUCCAUCUAUCUAUCUAUCUAUCUAUCUAUCUAUCUAUCUAUCUAUCUAUCUAUCUAUCUAUCUAUCUAUCUAUCU
This is a messenger RNA of Electrophorus electricus (electric eel), 1683 nucleotides long. Its product is annotated as syndecan-2-like. The record is from RefSeq and is a predicted model, not a curated record. Gene Ontology annotation, cellular component: cell surface; membrane. Gene Ontology annotation, biological process: cell migration. NCBI's taxonomy places the organism in Eukaryota, Metazoa, Chordata, Actinopteri, Gymnotiformes, Gymnotidae.